This is a messenger RNA of Folsomia candida, 923 nucleotides long. RefSeq names its product dynein light chain Tctex-type 1 (gene Dlc90F). Gene Ontology annotation, molecular function: dynein intermediate chain binding. The transcript is spliced from 4 exons. The record is from RefSeq and is a predicted model, not a curated record. Lineage: Eukaryota; Metazoa; Arthropoda; Collembola; Entomobryomorpha; Isotomidae. The coding region runs from base 185 to 520 and encodes 111 amino acids. Gene Ontology annotation, biological process: microtubule-based movement. Gene Ontology annotation, cellular component: cytoplasmic dynein complex; cytoplasm.
CGAGACAACAAAAACAAAAAUAAUAAAAUUCCAGUUCUUCCCAAAAAUUUUGCGUCAAAAUUAAAUUUUAGUUAAAAUUUUAAUUAGAGCACACUGCUCAUCAAAAAUCGCAUUCAAAAUUCAAAAUUUAUGUGGCUUUUUUGAUUAAAAUUACCGAGUAGUUUAGAGACGUUUCAUAUUUGAAAUGGAAGAUUUCAAUGAAGAGACCCAAUUUGUGGCCGACGAAGUAAGUGGAAUCGUGAAGGAAACGAUCGAGAACGUGAUCGGGGGACAAGUUUACUGCAACAGCAAAGUGAGUACUUGGACAUCGUCAGUCGUUGAAGGAUGUCUCCUUGGUUUGACAGCGCUCCAGAAACCGUUUAAGUAUAUUGUAAACUGUACCAUCAUGCAGAAGUCCGGAGCUGGUUUACACACAGCGAGUUCGUGCUACUGGGACAAUGCGACGGACGGAUGUUGCACUGUCAGAUGGGAGAACAAGACUUUGUACUGUAUCGUCUCUGUGUUUGGUCUAGCAAUUUAAAUUAUUUCAACGACAUUCCUACAUUUCCUCGAGACAGUUUAAUCAUUAUCAUGAUUCAAGUCAUCUCAUCCCACUGAAGAACAAUAUGUAUUUAUUCCAUCGGUUUUAAUUAAUAAUCAAUGCCAUAUCCUCCCAACUAUGCUGGCCGAAGAUACAAAAGAACAUCGUAUUUCUCGCCUUACUACCGUUAUUAUUUAUCGCAAGUAGGUAGUAACGGCAUCGCCACGAGAUUUCCAUUCCACUUUUCCACCUCAGACUCAUCGGUUCUAAUUUCGACUAUAAAAACUCUUUCUUGAUAUCGGAGCAAGGAUGUAAGAAUAACGUAACAUGUAACUUGUAUAAAUCUGGAAAUGCGUGUAAAAAUUUUUCAUUUUAAUAUAUAAAAAUAAUCUUAUCAAAGAAA